AUGAAUCUUUAAGAAAAAAAUUUUAUUCUUAUUCGACUAUUAUUUGAUUACAAUCAUAACAACAAAUAAAAAUCUCAAAUUAAAGCUUCGUAUUUGUAAUGCUUCUUACAAGCAUUUUCAAUUUAGAAUUCAUGUUAAUAACAUUCUCCUCAGCAUUAAGUAUUGCUUUAUCAAACUAUCAUUUUUUGUUUUUAAGGAACUAAAAACUAUCCAGAUUCCAUUUUAUUCUCUAUAUAUCAUUUCAUUCACAAUUGCAGUAUUGCUAAGUAGGGAUAAUAUACAUACUUCUAAAGUGGCUUUCAUAUCACCAGGAACUAAUUUAAAGGUCUUACGCUAAUUAACUAAGCGAGAACAACUCCUGAAAGUCAUAUUAAGGAGAUCCCGUUCUUUAUUUUCGAAGUUCAUUCUCAUAUUGUAAUUCUGAUAUAAUCUUCAUUUCUUCUGGCAAAUAUUUUAUAUCAAAUUUUCUACAAAUCUUUUUAUUUCAAUGUGUUUAGCACAGCCAACUAAGCUCUUCUAUUUAGAAAUAGAUUAGAAACAUAGGUCCCUGUCGAUAUUGAUAUCUUAAAAAUAUCAAUUUACAAGGGAGGUUCAAGAACUAUUUUGAUAUCCUCAUUCCCUAUCAAGAUUAUUCUAAUCUAAUCUUUUCAUUUGAGACAUUAAAAGCUCUUCAUGAUUCAGUUUAUCAAACUAAGGUUGAUUAGAUCAAGGAUUUGA
Molecule: messenger RNA, 717 nt
Organism: Paramecium tetraurelia
Lineage: Eukaryota; Ciliophora; Oligohymenophorea; Peniculida; Parameciidae
Exons: 1
Source: RefSeq, a predicted model, not a curated record